AUGGAUUUUUCCGACUUUGAAGAGAUUGACCCGAUUACUGAGUUUGGCAUUGAUCAUGGCGCUGCUUCGCAGCCCAUCCUGCCGCAUCGCGCUCACCUUCAGGGUGGACACCCGCCAUGGCAGGGACACGGCGGCAAGUUGAUCGGCGUCGUGGAUAUGGGAAGCAAUGGCAUCCGACUCUCCAUUUCUGACCUCUCGUCGCCUCUGGCGCGUAUGCUCCCGACCGUCUGUGUCUACCGAUCUUCCAUCUCACUCUACGACUCCCAGUAUGAUUCCGAGACCGGAGAGAAGAUUCCCAUCCCGGACUCAGUCAUUGAGUCUGUUGUUUCAGUUUUGAGCAGAUUCAUUGUUGUCUGCGAGGACUUUGGUUGCACAAAGGACAACAUCCACGUCAUUGCGACCGAAGCAACGCGCGCUGCCCUCAAUUCUAAGCAGUUCUUGUCUGCCAUUAAUACUAAGACUGGCUUGACUGUGCAGCUUCUUCCCAAGGAAGAAGAGGGCCAAGUUGGAGCCCUGGGUAUCGCCAGUGGCUUCUCGAGCAUGGAAGGACUAGUCAUGGAUCUGGGAGGAGGCAGCACACAGAUCACCUGGAUGCUCAGCCAGGGCGGCGAGAUCCGUAUCAGUCCCCGAGGAAGCUUCAGUUUCCCCUAUGGGGCUGCUGCUCUGACCAAGAAGCUGCAUGACCUGCAGGAUGGGAAGAGUAAGGAUGAAGCUGACGCCGCUGUCAAGGCGUUCAAGGAUGAGAUGAUUGGCAACUUCAAGGACGCAUACAACCGUUUGCAGAUCCCUGAAGAGCUGACCGAAAAGGCGGAGAGAGAAGGUGGAUAUCGCAUCUACCUCUCCGGAGGUGGUUUCAGAGGCUGGGGAUACCUGCUUCUUUACCUCAACCAGUCUCACGGCAGCCAUUAUCCCAUCUCCAUCAUCAACGGUUACACUGCACAGCGAAAGCAGUUUGAAGACACCGAGACGCUCAAGCACGUUGCCAAGGCUGCAAAGGACAUCUUCCGGGUCUCGGACCGAAGACGAUCGCAGGUUCCUGCCGUCGCCUUCCUCGUCAACGUCCUCUCCGAGGCUAUCCCCUGGGGCAUCAAGGAAGCGCACUUUUGCCAGGGUGGUGUGCGAGAGGGUUUCUUGUUCCGUCAGCUCUCAACUGACAUUCGACAGGAAUCUCCUCUUGAGGUUGCCACGGCGUAUUUUGCUCCUGGUUCGCGACAUCAUAUCCAGCAGCUGCUCAAGCAUGCGAUCCCGAAACCUGCCAAGACUAAGGAGUUUCCCGAAGAGUUUGGCGAGCCCGUUGUCGACUCUUUCGCCAACUCGAUGUAUCUGCACAUGUUCAUGUCCAAGGAGACCGCCUCGACGACUGCACUUUACUCGACCAGUGUGGGAACAAUGUCAUCGAUCCACGGCGUCUCGCAUCAGGACCGAGCUAGGUUGGCGUUGAUGCUUGAGUCGAGGUACGGCGGUGAGCUGCCACCUCGCGAGAUCGAGUUUCGCGAGUCUCUCCGCAAGCUCAUCACCCCCGAGGAAGUCUGGUGGGCCGGUUACCUCGGCAGAGUAGGACGUCUGAUCACGGCUCUGUACCCGGCUGGCAAGAUCCACAAGUCCAAGCCCCGCGUGGUGUUUUCUGCCCAAUGGUCCUGGAAUCUCGGAAAGGACAAGAACGAGGAGGGAUUGAUCCUGACCAUCUCCGUUCAAAAGACCAAGGACGACCCUGCCAAGACCAAGGAGACGAUUGAAGAUGCUGUUGAUGACGUGGAAAAGAUUGGCAAGGAGAAGCACUGGAAGGAGGGCUGGGGCAUGAAGGUCAAGGUCAAGGUGGUCGAGGAGGGUAUCCUGUGA
Fusarium falciforme is the source of this 1839-nucleotide messenger RNA. RefSeq lists its product as hypothetical. The transcript has 2 exons. Gene Ontology annotation, biological process: regulation of transcription by RNA polymerase II. Bases 1 to 1839 code for a protein of 612 amino acids. The record is from RefSeq and is a predicted model, not a curated record. NCBI's taxonomy places the organism in Eukaryota, Fungi, Ascomycota, Sordariomycetes, Hypocreales, Nectriaceae.